Molecule: messenger RNA, 1349 nt
Organism: Cricetulus griseus (Chinese hamster)
Lineage: Eukaryota; Metazoa; Chordata; Mammalia; Rodentia; Cricetidae
Source: RefSeq, a predicted model, not a curated record
UAGGAAUUGGAAAGGUGUUGCGCUAGAUCCAGACCUGUAGCGAGUGCUCAAUAAAAACAGCUGUGACUCCAUCUCCAGCUAAACAUCGGGCCAAGAUGGAUGACAUAGUGGUCGUGGCUCAGGGCUCUCAGGCCUCCAGGAAUGUCAGCAAUGACCCUGAUGUCAUCAAGCUGCAAGAGAUUCCAACCUUCCAGCCUCUUUUAAAAGGGCUCCUGAGUGGACAGACAUCCCCAACAAAUGCCAAACUGGAGAAGCUGGACUCUCAGCAGGUGUUGCAGCUCUGCCUACGGUACCAAGAUCACCUGCACCAGUGUGCAGAAGCAGUUGCUUUUGAUCAGAACGCUCUAGUCAAGCGAAUCAAGGAGAUGGAUCUGUCCGUGGAAACCCUCUUUUGCUUCAUGCAGGAGCGCCAGAAAAGAUACGCCAAGUAUGCGGAGCAGAUACAGAAGGUGAAUGAGAUGUCGGCCAUACUGCGCCGCAUCCAGAUGGGCAUCGACCAGACGGUGCCACUGAUGGAGAGGCUCAACAGCAUGCUGCCGGAGGCCGAGCGCCUGGAGCCCUUCAGCAUGCGGCCCGAGCGGGAGCGCCGCUAGCGCCACCCUGCCUGCCUACCUGCCUGCCUGCCGGGCACCUGCCUGCCUGCCGGCCCCAUGUUUGCUUAGACGCACGCAUUUGACCUACAAGGACUUUCCCACCCCGUCGGUUGUUCUUGAUAUCCGAAGUUGGGACAGUUGAAUUUCUGUGAAUUCUGUAAAGAACUCUGGAUCAAGAGUUAUUUUUAUUUUGCUCAGAUUUUUUAAUUAAAAGUGUAUAUAGACUAGCUCCUGCAAUGAAACUGGAGAAAACGUUAAGAAACCGUGUUCCCCUUGGCACUUGUGGCCUUGGCUCAGGCGCUCUGGGUCGUGGUUGUAAAUAUAAGGUCUGAGUCUGUUAUUGUCCCUCGAAAGCGCCAUGCCAUCAAGGUGUUUGGCAGUGUCUUGCUUCCCUGCCAGAACACCGCCUCUUUGUUUCCAGGGAGCAGGCCCCUUUUGUGGGUCACUGGAGACUGAAGCCUCCCUUCACUCACUCAUGAAGCUGUGGUCUGUUAGCAACUGCCUGCGUUCCCAGCCUCUGUCAGCGCGGGCACCUCGGCCUCCGCUACAAGGUUCGCACCCGCCACUUGACGCUACCCUCCCAUGGCGGCCAUUCUGUCACUCGAGAUUCCCACCGAGCUCCGCAGAUGUGCCAGGGACACCAGGAGGCUACGCAGCCUCUGCCUUCCAUUGUCAUCUGUGGAUCGUGAAGCUGAGGAAAGAGCGGCUGCCCAUCACAGGAGUUCAAGGAAGAAAGGCCCCGGGGGGGGGGGGGGG